This is a messenger RNA of Boeremia exigua, 1602 nucleotides long. RefSeq names its product benzoate 4-monooxygenase cytochrome-like protein P450. The transcript is spliced from 3 exons. NCBI's taxonomy places the organism in Eukaryota, Fungi, Ascomycota, Dothideomycetes, Pleosporales, Didymellaceae. The record is from RefSeq and is a predicted model, not a curated record. The coding region runs from base 1 to 1602 and encodes 533 amino acids. Gene Ontology annotation, molecular function: heme binding; iron ion binding; oxidoreductase activity, acting on paired donors, with incorporation or reduction of molecular oxygen.
AUGGAGAUCUUCGGGCUCGCGUGGGCCGUGGCCUCGUCGCCGGUGCUGCUGCUCUCGACCGUGUCCGGCGCGCUGGGACUCUGGAUCCUCUUCGUCGUCGUCUACCGCCUGACCCUGCACCCGCUGGCCUCCUACCCGGGCCCCCCGCUCGCCAAAAUCACCGACAUCUACCUGGCCUACUACGCGUACAAGGGCUCGCGGCACCUGGCCUUCCACGCCGCGCACGCGCGCUACGGGCCGUACGUGCGCCUGGGCCCCAACCUGCUGUCGGUCAACACCGCGUCCGGGCUGAAGACUAUCUACGGCUUCCGUAGUAACGUCAAGAAGGCGGAUUUCUACAAGGCGUUUCCCAGCACCCCCGCUGCGGUCAGUGUGCACUCGGCUAUUGAUAAGGCGCAGCAUGCGCGCAAGCGCAGGGUCAUGAGCUCCGCGUUUAGCGAUGCGGCGAUUCGCAGUCUGGAGAAGUACAUUAUUGCGAAUGUACGGGUGGGGUGCGAGUUGCUGGGCCGCAGCGAGGCGCGUGUGCCGGGUGAGAAGGCGGGGGAUGGUGAGUGGAAGGGCGCGUGGAACGCGGCGCAUUGGUGCGAGUGGUUGGUGUUUGAUAUCAUGGGCGAUUUGGUGUUUGGCAAGGCGUUUGGCAUGCUGGAGAGCCCCGUGAACCGCUUUGCGACGCAGCUGGUGGGAAAUGCGGCGCACAGGCAUCUGAUUUGCGGUACACAUCUGACCAUCCACAACUGGCACUUGGAUAAGCUGUUCUUCCGCAAGAUUGCUGGCCAGCGCGCGCAGUACAUGCAGUACAGCAAGGGACAGUCGAUGGAGCGCACGAAGCUGGGUCUCGAGGCUGACCGCAAGGACUUCUUCUACUACUUGCUGAACGCGAAGGAUGCAGAGACGGGCGAGGGCUUCACCGUGAACGAGUUGUGGGGCGAGUCGAACUUGCUGAUUAUUGCCGGCUCUGACACCACAUCGACCGCGAUGUCUGGCACUUUCUUCUACCUGGCACACAACCCCCAGGUUCUGGAGAAGCUGUGCCGGGUCAUCCGCGAGACCUUCUCGGAUGUCGAGGAGAUCGUCACCAGCCCCAAGCUGAGCAGCUGCGCAUACUUGAAGGCCUGCAUCGACGAGACGAUGCGCAUGACGCCACCCGUCGCCGGUGCCCUUCCCCGCCAGGUCCUGCCGGGCGGUAUGGAGAUCGAUGGUAAACACAUCCCGGCCGGCGUUGACGUGGGCGUGCCGAUCUACACCAUCCAUCACAACGCGGAAUACUUCCCCCAGCCGUUCGACUACGUUCCCGAACGCUGGCUCGCCGACGCGUCGGCCAACCCCAUGCACAGCAGCCUGCCUGCUGCGCAGUCGGCAUUCAACCCCUUCAGCAUCGGACCGCGGGGAUGCAUUGGCAAGGGCCUUGCGUACGUCGAGCUGACGGUCACGAUCGCGAGGGUUCUGUAUCUCUACGAUCUGAGGCUCGCUCCUGGGACGACACUGGGUGCUGGCAGCAAGGAUCUGGAAGUCGGGAGGACGAGGGCUACAGAGUACCAGAUCCAGGACGUUUUUGCAAGUAAGAAGGACGGACCGAUGUUGCAGUUCCGGGCUAGAAUUUGA